Torulaspora globosa is the source of this 1827-nucleotide messenger RNA. It is a transcript of the gene RCK2, whose product is annotated as serine/threonine protein kinase RCK2. Gene Ontology annotation, biological process: protein phosphorylation. The transcript has a single exon. The record is from RefSeq and is a predicted model, not a curated record. The coding region runs from base 1 to 1827 and encodes 608 amino acids. NCBI's taxonomy places the organism in Eukaryota, Fungi, Ascomycota, Saccharomycetes, Saccharomycetales, Saccharomycetaceae. Gene Ontology annotation, molecular function: ATP binding; protein kinase activity.
AUGCUUAAGAUAAAGAAUAUAUUUGGGAAAAAGAGACAGCAACAACAACCACAACAACCGCAGCACCAGCAAGAUUGUCGAAGAUCGACGGGCGGUUUGGCUACUGGCGAUGUCAGUCAUGAUCGCGGUAGUACGGAAGAUUCGAGGAGCAGUUCAGGUUUAGCUGUUGCAGAUCAGGGAAAGGCGAUGCCUAUUAUCGAAUGUCCUGUGGAAAUCGAUGAAUCGUUCCUUGACAAAGAUAUUACGAACGUGGAGAGUCUUUCGCCGAUGGUUGAAGACAGCGACGUUCAUAUUGUGCAUAGUGAUAUAGAGGAUGGAAAAGGGAUGCAGGAAGAUAGUGAGGACGCCGACAUCGGCAUAGAAGAUGAUUCGACCGCGGCGACUGGCAGUAGUAGUGAACAACUUUCGGUAGAGAAAGAACUUCCCGAUGAGUUUUUCCAGGAACAAGCAGAGCUCAAGGAUUACUUGCUUAUCAACAAGAUAGGAGAAGGAGCGUUCUCGAGAGUGUUCCGUGGUAUCCCGCAGAAAAACAGCUCGAAGGCCUAUCUUACGAGGAAUUUCACAGAGUGUGCCAUCAAAGUGAUUCAGAAGGACCAAAGCUCCGGAGCAACGAUCAAAAAGGACGAACAGACUAAGAAAUCUACGAGAGAACAGGUGAUGAAGGAGGUUCAAAUACAUAAACUGAUCACUUGCGGCGAGGGGGCACAGAACAUUGUACAGUUUGUGGAUUUCCAAGAAUCUGAAAACUACUACUACAUCGUGCAGGAGCUCUUAAGGGGCGGUGAGAUUUUUGGCGAGAUUGUGAAAUAUACCUAUUUCAGUGAGGAUCUGUCGAGGCAUGUUAUUAAACAGUUGGCAUUGGCAGUGAAACAUAUGCAUUCGAUGGGAGUCGUUCACCGUGACAUCAAACCUGAGAAUCUUCUGUUUGAACCCAUUAAGCAUAUACCGUCCAAGAAGCCCGUGCUCAGAAGAUCGGAUGAUCCUGCCACUAAGCUCGACGAGGGUGAAUUUAGACCUAACGUCGGUGGUGGUGGUAUUGGGGUCGUGAAGCUGGCCGAUUUUGGUCUCUCCAAGCAAAUUUAUCAAACAGACACAAAGACUCCAUGCGGAACGGUCGGUUACACGGCCCCCGAAGUGGUUAAAGACGAGAAAUACUCCAUGGGGGUCGAUAUGUGGGGAAUAGGCUGCGUGCUAUAUACGAUACUGUGCGGUUUCCCGCCAUUUUACGAUGAAAAGAUUGAUGUCCUGACGGAGAAAAUUUCCCGUGGCGAGUACACGUUCCUCAGACCCUGGUGGGAUGAGAUAAGCGAUGGUGCGAAAAACUGUGUGAGGAAGCUUUUAGAGGUCAACCCGGACAAAAGAUAUCGAAUCGACGAUCUGUUGAACGAUGAGUGGCUGAACACUUAUGACGCGGUAAGACAACGAGAGGCUAUGAGUGAGCAGAAACUGGCCCAUGCGCUGGAUGCCAAGCGGAAAAGCAAAAGUCACACCUCUCGCAAGAACAGACUCUUUUACCCCAAGAGAGACUCGUCAUUACUCUAUUCCCCAGCGGCCAACGUGAUGCGUGAUGCUUUUGACGUCAGCAACGCGGUACAACGUAACGAAGGAGACAAAAGACAUCAACAACACCAUCAAGAUUACCGUUCGCAGUCACAAAGGUUUGCUCUCGGCUCCCUAACGGAGGGAUCAGAGGUUUCCUGUUGGGAAUCCGACGAGCUGGAAGACGACAUGUUCCAACUAAAACUCAAUUCCUCGACUAUAAUCAAGAGAAGAAAGGAGAACCAUAUUCCCAAUAACACCAUAAGGAUCCCCACACUGUUGGAAUAG